GUUGGAGUGGGAGGGGAGGGAAAGGACGUGGAGGCAGCGGCUCGAGCCGUAUCUUCCUCUACCGCAGGUCACGUGGAGGUGGCGCGGUAGCCUCUGCUUCCAACCCCCACCCCCCUCGGCGGAGCCCGGCGCGGCUGCAGCAUGGCGGACACGGCCUCUCAGAUGCUGCUGGGCUCCGGCCUCACGGUGCUCUCGCAGCCGCUUAUGUACGUGAAGGUGCUCGUGCAGGUGAGGCCUUCAGUCCUGGCAGGUUUUCCUUGCUCGUGAGGGCGACGAAGGGGGCGGCACUGAGUGGGUGGGAGGAGGUCAAAGCAGCCCCGGGUCGCCUCCCGCCCUCGCUUACUGGCCAAGAAGUUGCCUCCUCUCUCCCAAACGCGUUUCCAUGGCAGCGUCCCCCCCCCCCCGCGUAGCCAGCAGCCCCUCGAAGUAGCGGAGUCGCCCUUCGCUUUUGGUCUUAUGCAGGCCUUGCUUUGCUUCAGACUUCCUUUUCGCAGGGCGGCGGCUGUUUGCCUCCCUGCCCCGAGGCGUAGCAGCAGCAGCAGCGCCGCCGCCCCGGCGGAGGAAAAAGAAAGCCGCUCGUAGGGACGCGGGAAGCACUUCCUCACUUUCGCACCAUCCAGACAGCAGGGGCCGUCAUUUGCAGUGCAACUUCGCUUUUGAGUCUUUCUUUAUUGCGCUGCCUAGAACCGCAGGUGUUGAGGUGGGUCCGGCGAGGGGAGCCCUUGGGAAUCGGCAGCCGCAGCGUCUUCUCUUCCAGAGUUGAAUGGUUACUUACGAGCCCCCCCUCGAGACUGGUCGAUGGGAAAGACUUCCCCAGGGUCGAAUUUCAGUCCAGUUGCGGUGAACGGCUGGGCAAGGGUCCCUGGGUCCUUUGCAGAGAACCUCCCUGUUGUAGAAAGAAUGCUUCCUGUGGGGUUUUGCUGCUGUCAAGCACUCCGCCAGCUGCUUGUCACACUCGCAUGCCAUCCUGCCGCAGAUAUUCGUGGACUGGCAUUCCGUCUCUGAUCCGUUGCAUGAGAGUUUGUACCGCUGCCACUUUACCCUGCGGUGACACUUUAAGGAGACCCUGGCGUGGCGGUAACAGCAGUCAUGAAUGAAACAGCACUGAUCCACUGCAUCCACUGGGCUUCCAGAACCACCAGUUCCACAGUAGCAGCCAUAUAGAUUGAGUCCUAGCAGUGGGAUUUGCAACCGGUGCCGGUAACACCAGAGGGUCAAAAUCAGAUCCAAGACACUGCGUUUCUCUCGCUUGCUGCUUUUGCUGUGUCCGCAUUCCUGAGAGAACAAAAUUGCCAGUGCUAGCCACAGAACAACCCUCAUUGCAGAAGCCAAUGUUUAAUUUUAGCCAGUUUCAGACUGGCAUACCUCACUCAGAUGUUUUUGUGAGCCUGGCUGAUUUCUGAAUCUGGAUCAGUUUUCUGCGCUGGUUUUAUGUGUGCCUCUUAUUCAAAUUUGUCCUCUUCUCAUUUUUAUUGGUAGCGUUUUGGACACUCCCAGUAGUACCAGCCUCAAGAACUUCUUUAUUUAGUAUAUUUGGCUGCAUGUUGCUUUUGGCCAGCUGUGGCUUUGUACUCGUACCAUCAUUGGCUGAAAAGCAUAGCUGCCCCAGGUACAACAGCCCUGUCUGUUAAAAUAUUUAACAGCCUGCAUAUCCACCUUCUAAUAAAAAUGCAGGAAUGGGAAGCACAUUAGCAUUUCAGAGUUUGGAUACACAAAUUCCUAUAAUGUAAGGUUCAGAAUUUAAGGACAAAGGACAAUUGUGAGAUUUCCUGUUACAGUGGUGCCUCGCAAGACGAAAUUAAUUCGUUCCGCAAGUCUCUUCGUCUUGCGAGUUUUUCGUCUUGCGAUGCACGGUUUCCCAUAGGAAUGCAUUGAAAAUCAAUUAAUGCGUUCCUAGGGAAACCGCCUUCAGACCUGGUCGGGGGACAGUCUGUCCCCGGACCUCUUCUGAAGGCUGGGGGGGGGGGGCAAGGGCUUUUCUUCCCACCCCCAGCAUUUUAAAAAACCCCGGGACAGCGGAGGACUUCUCCGCUGUCCGGGCGAUCUUAAAAUGCUGGCGGGCGGCAUUUUAAAAUCACCCCGGGACAGCGGAGGACUUCUCCGCUGUCCAGGGCAAUUUAAAAGCCCCUGGGAAGGCAGGCAGGGGGGACAAAGACUUUGCCCCUCGCCAGCCUUCAGAAGAGGUCCUGGACCUCUUCUGAAGGCGGGCGGGCGAAAGUCUUGCUCCCCGCCUUCAAAAGCCCUCCGGGACAGGCAGGCAGGGGAGCAAAGACUUUCGCCCCCGCCCGCCUUCAGAAGGUCUUCCUCCCCCGCCCGGCUCGGAGCACCGCCCGAAGCCGGGCAGAGGCGGAGGUCUUCCUCCCCACCGCCCGGCUUCGGAGCACCGUUCCGAGCCGGGCAGAGGCGGAGGUCUUCCCUCCCCCGCCCGGCUCGGAGCACCGUUCCGGGCCGGGCGGCGGCGGCAGGUGUGCCCUCCCCCCCGCCCGGCUUCGGAGCACCGUUCCGACGCCGGGCGGCGGCGGCAGGUGUUCCCUCCCCCCCGCCCGGCUUCGGAGGAGCCUUCCGAAGCCCGGCGGCGGCGGGAGGAGGUGUCCCCGCCCCGCCGCCAGGCUUCGGAGGAGGUCCGAGGACAGAGGGGAAGACGCGCUUCCCCGCUGUCCCUGAGAUGUCCCUCUGGGCUGUCGUCUUGCGACGCAAGCCCAUAGGGAAAUUCGUUUUGCGAAGCGCCUCCAAAACGGAAAACCCUUUCGUCUAGCGGGUUUUCCGUCUUGCGAGGCGUUCGUCUUGCGGGGUACCACUGUAUUAGCCUCACAGUGGUUCUCAUAUGAUUCACUACACAGAGGAUAUGUGGAGCUAUGUAGUGGGAUAUCUAUCUCAAAAAUAAAUACCGCCUACCUCUGCCAAGAAAGCACAUUGUCUUCUUUGGUAAAUUGGGCUUGUGAAACACAGUGUCCAAUUUGUCCGUAAAACUUUUUGCUAAAUUGCAGACCUUGAUAAUGUGAGUUAUAAACUAUGGAAAACAUGUUGCCUAGUAUGAUAUAUUGUGACAAAUCAAGUGGCUAUUCACAGCAUAAAAAGCAAAAUAGCUCCAUGUUCUCAACUAGUUGUUUAACAUUUAAACACAGUAAACUUAUCUUCAGAGUCACCUAGAUCACAUCAAGGACAAACAUUUUAAAAUAACUUUACCUGGUUGGAAAAAAUGCAGGGGGGAAUCACUUUGGAGCGAAUAAGUGGGGGACUAGUGCAGUGUCUGUGGGAAUAUAUGUUUGGUCUGUAGCUCCAAAUUUUAUUUAAAGUAUUUAUUUCCCGUUCUUUAGCCAAAAAGAUUCCCAGAACAUCUUAUGACAGUCACUAGUAAGACAUAUAUAUGUAUAGCACUAAGAGAUGGCACCUGGUAUCCAGUGAUCCUGCCAGACUUUCUGCUGAACUGCAGACCACCCAGACAUUUAAUGUGAGCUACAAACUGUUACCAUCUUCUGAAUAUAGUGGUUUUAGAACUUUAAACUUACAGUUAGUAGCACAGCCAUAGAAUUCUAAGAACAAAAAAUUGAUCAUAUUUUCUCUUAUGGUUCAGUUUUCAAAUGUCCAGUGAGUGGAACAGCUGUAGUUGUUCACUGCUAGGGAAUGUUGGGGUUAUUCCUUGGGGUGCUGUUCACAUGUAGAGGUUGCUGUAGGCUGUCUCUUUAUUUUGAAGGUGGGAUAUGAACCCCUCCCUCCAACUCUGGGAAGAAAUAUCUUUGGGCGACAGGUCUAUCAGCUGCCGGGUCUCUUUGCUUAUGGUGAGUGCAUAAUGUAUAAGAUUUGUGAAUGAGCCAGAAAGACUUAAAGCAGGAUUGGAUUGCUGUAAUUGUUGCACUGCACUUGGUGGUGCCUAUGCCUUUGAAGCGGAGCUUCUCACGUGUACAAGGAUUAGCUAGAGAUCCUGCAACUGUUGGAACAGUGGCAGUUUAUAUAGGUAAAGUGGUGAGUCUCAACUCUCAAGAAGCUUCAGUGCUACAGCCAUGAUCAUUGGCUUUUGAAUUCAUGCAGUGAGACAGAGUUAGAAUAACAGGAAAGUACAAUGUUUGGGCAUCUGAGCCUCUCUCUUCCUGUAGCCUAUUGCCCUUCAAGUAUCCUUCAUAUGAUUUAGCCUGUGCAUGCAUGUGCAUGUCCCAGCAAUGCCACACUUCAUGCUCCGACUUGUAUAUUAUUGGCUCUGAGCUUGCUUGCUUUCUUGCACACUGUUACUCAAACUUAGGAUCAUUAACAAGUAACUUGUUACUGCAACCCAGAGAUGGGGGAGCUGUGACCCUCUAGAUGUUGUUCAACUUCCUAACCAGUUGGCAAUAUCUGGGAAACCUGUGACUUUCCCUCCUUGUUGUAGAGGAUGGCAGAGUUUGGGAAGGGCAAGCCGGGUUCUGGUGCAUGCUGACAUUAUUCUAAGUGUAGUCCAAUGUUCAGUUAAGCAUGCUGAAAUAAAUAGGACAUGAGCAUGCUUUGCUGUGCAGGAGAUUAUGCCUACAGCUGUGUAUCGUGACCUUUGUACUGAAGUUUCUAACUUGGCAUCAGGCCCAGUCUUCUCUAGCAUAGGAUAGGCCGAGUUUUAAAUUGUUUUGCAUCCCUAACUUCAUUUUUUUAAACACAUUUUUGAGUGCUGGAAUCUCCUCUAGGCAGGUGGGUGAAUGGGGUGAGCAGUCAAUGUUGAGUAUUAUCUUUUAAUCUGUAUUGACUUCUGUUUUCAGCUAAACACAUUAUGAAGAUUGAUGGAAGGGCUGGACUCUUCAAAGGUUUGACUCCUCGACUUUGCUCAGGAGCUAUCGGCACUAUAGUGCACAGUAAGGUUUUACAGGUACUAUAUAAUUUUAUUCUAUAGCAACAUUAGUAUGCUAAACAUUUCACAAUCUGAUAAAGUCAGCCAUGCCCUGCUAAGCCCUGCCAAUAAGGUGUUAGUUGCCUUUUUAAGGCAGUGAAAGUCGUUAUUUGGAACACCUGUAGAACAGUGUGCAAGUUCAGGUAUUAUUCCCGCCUUCCCUAGACUCAAGUUGCAUUCUUUGGCUUGUCAGAGAUUGAAAGGAAUGCUUGCUAUGGCAAAUAUGAGGAGGGUGUUUGUAGUUGUCUAGGAUUAAGCCUUAGUAAACACAGUGGGCUGUUUCCACAUGGAAUGUAUCACUUGAAUAAGUUUUAUCUGCUCCCCUCCUUCUCUUGUGUGCUCCCAUUCAUUAAAUUGCAUCCUCUUCAGCGUAAGCCCAGAUUUCCAAUUGUAUUCAAAUAAUCAGGGUAUGGUAUGUACUCAGCAUUCACACAGGGGUUGUAAACUAGCUUAAAGCCUUGGCAGACAAAAUUUGUUCUUAGAGCACCAAAGCAUAGCUUGGCAUUUUAUGGCCCAAGCCAACAACAGUUCCAAAUAAAGGUAUUUGCAAGUCAGACUUUUUGGUUGCUACCAAUAAUUAUUGUGAUUGAUGCUGAGAGUGAAUGGCAAGAUACUUGACAGUUUCAUGGGGUGGUUUCCAGCAAAGUAUUUUGCUAGUGCAAGGGCUUCUGGCUGUGCAGCAGAACUUCCCUUCCUUCUCCUCUCCCCAUGCAUCCUCUAAAUGUAUUCCGGGGGUUACCCCAAUCCCCUGAAGCAGAUUUGGGGAGGGUGCACGGGUGAGGAGAGUGAGAUGAAGUUCUGUUGCACUAACAGAACUACUAUUUUGGAUACGACACAUGGUUUUGACAAUCAGGUCUCUAAGCAUCAAAACUGUUUAUUUAUAGGAUGCACCAUUUUGAUCUAAAUUUAGUUUAGCCUUGUUUUCUGUGGACUGCCUGGAUUGCUACUGUGGCCACUUGGCUGUGCCAACCUGUAAGUAGCAGUUUCAGUUUUUUAAGGCUGUUUCUCUGCUUUUAGUUACACAGAAGAACUAGAUUGGCAGAUGACUCAAAUGCACAUUGCUUUCAAUAAUUAAUCUGUGAAGAAUCCUAUAUAACUCAUAGAUAUAUAAGUAGUGUUGUGGACUUAGAAUACAUCUUGGAGAAAUCACUGAACAUAUUGUGGGAUAAUAGUUGCAGAGUAACAUGCAGGUUUUUAUAGGUAUAUGAAAAUCCUUCAGAAGUACUGUAUUUUUCCAUCUAUAAGAUGCCCCCAUGUAUAAGAGGACCCUUAUUUUUUCAGCCCAAAAUUAAGAAAUAAAUAUUUUAAACACUCUGUGUAUAAGACGACCCCCAAUUUUAAACUUUAAAAAUUUGGGGGAAAAUAUAGUCUUAUACAUGGAAAAAUAUAGUAUGUAUUACUUUUUCCCAAAAAUUCAGCUGGCUUGCAGUAAGAGUACGAGAAGUAAUAUGUACCUUCUUUUCAUUGGGAAUAAUUCAAGUAACAAUCUUGAGGACAUUUUUGAGACAGACGGCAUGGAAUAUUGAAAUAUAUUUUAAAAAUUUAAAAAUUGUGCAGUAGCACCUUAGAGACCAACUAAGUUUGUUCUUGGUAUAAGCUUUCAUGUGCAUGCACACUUCUUGAGAUACACUGUAUCUGAAGAAGUGUGCAUGCACACAAGAGCUUAUGCCAAGAACAAACUUAGUUGGUCUCUAAGGUGCUGCUGGACAUUUAUUAUUAUUAUUUUAUAUAUUUCGACAGUGUCAGACCAACACGGCUACCUACCUAAAUAUAGAAGCAUGGAAUAUUCUUAUUCUUAUUAAUUAAAUUUAUUAGACACCUUUUCUUGCAAUCCAGUCGUGGGAAUGGGAAAGUAAAUGCGAAGACAAUUACGUAUGCUUAAAAUGCUGAGAAUGAGGAGAUAAGCCAUGGGCUCAUUUUUCUCUGUUUUCCUACUUCUAGCACUGCCAGGAAGCUGAUCAAGUUGAGGUAAGUAGGUUCUUAGCUUUUAUUUGUUUGCAUGAGUUGCUUCUCCCUUUCCCACCCAAGUGAUUGCUCCUCUAUUUCCCUUCCCUGAGCUCAUGGGUAUUGGGAGGUGGCUGCUGCCUGUAUCAGAUGGUAUGUAGAGUAGUGCAUUCUCUGGGAGUUCUGGGGUUCUCCAGAAUAUCUUCCAUCCAGAAUUUGACAGCACAACAAGAUGCCUUCUACAGACAGCACUGGAAAUGCCAUCACCCCACGACUUCUGAUGCUCACUUUUCUCUCCAGGACCCAGGGAUCAGCCCCAAGGAAUCCUCGUCCUCCUUGGAGCAAGUUGUUAAGGAGGUAAGAGAUGGAUUCAUUUGUCAUGGGCUAAGCUGGGAUGUAUAGGGACGCGGGUGGCGCUGUGGGUAAAACCUCAGUGCCUAGGGCUUGCCGAUUGCAUGGUCGGCAGUUCGAAUCCCUGCGGCAGGGUGAGCGCCCGUCUUUCGGUCCCAGCUCCUGCCCACCUAGCAGUUCGAAAGCACCCCUAAGUGCAAGUAGAUAAAUAGGUACCGCUUUAUAGCGGGAAGGUAAACGGCAUUUCCGUGUGCUGCGCUGGUGCUGGCUCGCCAGAGCAGCUUUGUCACGCUGGCCACGUGACCCAGAAGUGUCUCCGGACAGCGCUUGCCCCCGGCCUCUUAAGUGAGAUGGGCGCACAACCCUAGAGUCGGACACAACUGGCCCGUACAGGCAGGGGUACCCUUACCUUACCUUUAAGCUGGGAUGUAUUAGGAUUUCACAUGCACAGGUGCCAGGGUUGAAUGGUGACAAUCUGUUCACUGACAGAACUGAUCAGGCAUUGUGUUUUGGAUAAAUUAACAUGGGCAGCCUCCAGGAAUAGGAGCCAAGCUUGGCUCCCCUUCAAAAGAGGCACUUCCACCUACCCACUGCUAAAAGAUGCUGGGGGAGCAGGAGGGUGUGUGAGGUGAAUGACUGGGUGGCAAAGACAAGUCAGGCAGUGGGGAACCAUUUAGAGCAGCGGUUCUCAAGCUGUAGGUCCCCAGAUGUUGAACUACAACUCCCAUCAUCCCUGAGCUUUGGCCUUCCUAGCUAGGGGUGAUGGGAGUUGUAGUUCAACAACAUCUGGGGACCCACAGGUUGAGAAAGGCUGUUUUAGAACCUAUGGGGCCCUUGGUUGGUGCCUGGCAAUGGUGCAGAAGUGACCCACAUUGCAGCCUGCCAGUUUUGUUCCAUAUCAGUGAACAGAGGCCAGGAUAACUGACUUUAAGCAUGCAAUAUUGGGUUGUAAUUAACCCAGCAUAAAGGAGGGUUCUGCUUGCCCGAAGGAGCAAUUUAUUCUCUCCUCCCACUGUGCACUGUCCUGGGGGUUCUCUCAAUCCUCCUGAGCAGAUUUUAGGAGGAUGUGGCAAGAGGAGAGGGAGGGAAAGUCCUGUUACGUGAGUGGGAAUCCUUGCAUUGGCUUCCAUGGGGGGGAGGAGACUGGGGGAAAAGCACAUUAUACAAGCAGAAGCCCUUGGGCAGGGCUUCUGCUGAUGAGUUUGUUAGGUGAAUCCCACCCAAUAUGACAGGAUGUCUGCAAGCUGUUUAAAGGGGAGUGUACAUCCAGGCACAGAAGUCCUAGAACUAGAGAGAUGAGGCACCUAGAAAGAGCCCUUCCAGUGUGCUAUAGUGGGCAAUAGGAUGCACUUGGAAAGUCUGUGCCUAGCGUGAUAAUAGAGCAAAGCACUGUCUCUAAAUGAGUUGAAACCUGUGGCUCGGCUGAAACUAGCUUUGAUUGGUAGAGGAAUUAUAAACUCAGUUUUAAUCUCAAAGUGCAGCUUCUUAACACAAAUGCUUCGAGUUGUAACUCACACUAAGUGACAGCCAUUAGGUGCUUUAGUGGAAUCUGGUCAGAUGGGGAGCAUUCUGUCACUUUAAAUCUUGCCAUUUCCUUGGCUGGCUUUCUGCUGAUGUUUUUGCCAUUCCUUUUGGUCAUAGACUUCUCAAGAGAUGAUUGCACGUUCUGCUGCUACACUAGUCACCCACCCUUUUCAUGGUAAGUGGGGGCUGUAGCCCUUUGGUCACUGCCAGCACACAUUUACCUCUCUGGCAACAAGAAAGAGGAAAGUCAUUCACCAGCCUUUCCUUGUUACAUUCAGGUCCCUUCAUGGUCAUUGUUUUUUGUGCUACGGGUAUCCAUCUUGCACACUGCUGGCUUUGAUCAAUUAUCUGAUAUGUAAUUAUUUCCUGAUGACAUUUAUACUCCGUUUUUCCUAAUCAGCUGAAGGUGCCUAACAAAAUGAGUCAAAACACACUGGAAGCCAGUGCAGCUGUUUCAGUAAGGGGGGUCACAUGGUCCCUGUACGCAGCCCCUGUUAACAGGCUGGCUGCAGCAUUCUGCCAAUUGUAGCUUUCAAAAGCAGCCCAAUGUAGAGAGCAUUGCAGUAAUCCAAAUGUGAUGUGUAUGAGGCAAGUGUUGUCGUGACAAAGAAUGGGCAUAGUUGGCACACUGGUGUCAGCUAGGCAAAGGCAUUCUGGCCCCAGCUGUCACUUGGGCAUCCAAGGUCAUAGCUCCUUACCAUGAGCCUGAAUUUUCAAGGGGCAUUCUAUUCCAUUUAACUGUGGUUGAACCCCUGUUCCCGAACCAGGGGCAUAUCUGUCCUGUCUGAGUUAAGCUUCAAUUAGGAGAGUGGCGAAGUAGUGUGUUCCUGUGUUGGCCUGAGUAGGGGAAGGAGAGUGGGGAGGAUCCUUGCUGAUGUCAUUUCCCUUUUCCCUCCGUCCUUGUCCUUCAGUGAUCACGUUGAGGUGUAUGGUGCAGUUCAUUGGCAGAGAGACCAAGUACAGGUAUGUGCAUAUUUGUGACCAGGCGGCUUCCUUUGGACUUUAGCCCACAAGGCCAAUGCCUUUUUUGUAGGAGAACUUAAAAAGAGGCCAGGGAGCAAUUAGUGUGUGAGCACAGAGGUUUCCUGUCAUCGUUGAAGUUGAAAAUGGGGAGGGGGUCAGGGAGAGCCACUUGUUUCUUGAUUUCUGAGAGUAAAUGAAUUUCUUUCUUAAUUUUCAGUGGGGUGUUGAGCUCCUUUGUCACCAUUUACCGGGAAGAGGGCAUCUUGGGAUUUUUUGCGUGAGUACUUGCUUGUGUAUGUGUGUGGGGGGGGGUGAACUUCCUUUUGUACCUGCCAUGGUUGUUGGUUCAUGGGGGACAUGGGGAACAGGGAGGGACAGAGGGUGAGUCCAAUUAUGGCCAGAGCUCGUGGGAGGCAGAAUGUUCAACUAGUUGAAACUUUGGUCUAAUUCAGCCCAGAUUUUCUUAAGCAGAUUGUGAUCUUUCUUGGGAGAAUAUGUAACAUUGUGCUUUGCACUAAAGUUGAUCAGCCUCCCAUCAUGGAAAUACAGCCAGACUUUCUGCCUCACACACUGGAGGGAAGCGUGCAUAUGUAUGUAACAUGUUAUUUCCAGGCAGUAUGUGGCCUUCUCACUUAUCAGUUUUUUUCCUUUUCCAGGGGCCUUAUUCCCCGCCUGCUUGGGGACAUCCUGUCCUUGUGGCUCUGUAACAUGCUGGCCUACCUCAUCAAUACCUAUGCACUGGAGAAUGGGGUAAGUAGACUACAGGUAGUGUGAUGUAUGGGGUGUAGACAAUGGAGUGCUGAGCUCAGGUAGGCAGGUAUGAAAGGUUUCCUCCCCUAGCCUUGGUCAGCUUGAAGGGUCCCUAUUGUGGUCCUGUUGCACAUCCUCCUGAGCAAUACAGUGGAACCUCGGGUUAGGUUACCCUCAGGUAAUGUAAACUUCGGGUUGUGAAAAUGGCAAACCUGGAAGUGUUUCGCCGCACGCACAUGUGCAGAAGCGGUCUCUCCGGUUGCGAAAACUUUGGGAUACUGCUGGACCUCCUGAACGGAUCCCGUUCACAACCAGAGGUACCACUGUAUAUCCUUUUUGUCCCCAGCCUCUGAAUGUGGUUGCCUGUUGCUACCUCCAUUACAUCUAGUACUUUCAGGCAGCUCCUUCAGAUUUUGCUCCAGUGCAGGGAUUAUGAUGGAUUUGGGAAUGAUUACUCUUAAUUGAGGAACAGGGGUCAGUUACUUUGUUUCUCUUCUUUCUAGGUCUCCACCAUGACUGAGAUGAAAAGCUAUUCUCAGGCUGUCACUGGAGUGAGUGUAUAGUUCAUUUCUCUUUCCUGUGGGAAGAGGGGGCAGGUUGUGUCCUGAGGAUGUGAGCGUAGGCAUGAGCACUUCAUCCUGAAGUUUGGGGGUGAUGCUGGUGAUGUCCUGUGCAAGAAGCCUUGCAAGCUGUACACCUCAGGAUCUCUGUUCAAUACCUGUGAGAUCCGUGUGAUCUCUAGUGCUGAGCUCCUAAGUAGGUGCUGUUGCUUGGCUCAAACUACUGUUCGGCUUAAGCUGAACAAUUACCAGCCGUUUCAUUUUAUCUGCUUCGUGAUUGCUGUGAACUCCUGUCCUGAAACAGAAUUGCGACUGCAAUAACGCUUCACUGCCCUGUGGAGCUCCUUCUCUCUAGCCUAAGGCAUGCUCCCUGCAACUACAGCUCUAAGAAGGUUCUGCCAUUAAGAGGCCAUCAGCUGGGUGGGGCUUGUGAAGGAAAACUGAGGGACUCUUUUCAUUGGUGUAUUUUGCUGUAUUGUAUCUGCAGUUCUUUGCCAGUAUGCUGACUUACCCCUUUGUACUCGUCUCAAACCUGAUGGCCAUUAAUAGUUGUGGGUGAGUGCAGAGUCUGAUUUCUCUAACUUGGCUUUUGAUUGUGUGUUUUCAAAUGUACAAUACAAGCAGUUCAGUCUCAUUUAGUCUUGGUUUGUCAGGUCCCUUUCCUUCAUGAAGCAAUGAGAGCUUUAGCAAUGUGCUGCAUCUCGCAUCUGUUCUCUUCAUAUUUUCAGCAGCUGCUUUUCAGUGUUUAGGUACCACAACCCACAGAGCUUGAAAAUAAAGCAUCUGACAUGGAAAGUCUCCUAGAAUAGCUCUUAAGGGUUUAAUUUAAAAGUUCAGUGGUCAAAGAGCCAUCUCCUUCAGUGCGCCCUGCCUAUGUUCAAAAUAGUUGUGGCUGGAGAUGCAGCUAAGGAUUUCUAAAAAUUUGAACCUGGCUUUCAAUCUUGUGGUUAUCUGCAAAUCCAGUAAAUAUUUUUAAAUUCAUGUGGACACUAAAGGUCUAUUCAAUAGAUUUCCAAUCUCAAGAGAAAAUAAGGGAUCUGUCCUGUUUCUCCCUGUGGUUGUCAAGCUUUUUUUAUUCAUUUUUAUCUUACUACAGUACAUGGUUUAUGGGUGUUGAUUUUAUUAAUGAGUCUGAUCACACAGAGGUAGAAAAUUGUGAUUCUUUCAUUGUUUGAUGGGUUAGACCAAGCUUCCUCAACCUUGUCCCCCCAGAUAUUUUGAGACUACAGUUCCCAUCAUUCCUGACCACUGGUCCCACUAGCUAGGGAUCAUGGGAGCUGUAGGCCAAAAACAUCUGGAGGGCCAAGGUUGAGGAAGCUUGGGUUAGACACUGGGAUGUACCUUCUGGCCACAAGGAGACAGGAUGUUGAGAACUGUGGAGUCUCUUGAGAAAAUACUUAAAUUAUAGGUCUGGUUCAUGCAUCACAUGAAACCAUAGUUAAUGUGAAUGAGCAUGUUAUGGGCUUACUGCUUGGUUUGGAGAGAAGCAAACCACAAACCUUGUGUUUCAGACGCCACAACAAGCCAGGAUUUGUGGUUUGUUGCUCCCCAUGCAGACAGAAGCUGAGGAGAAGUGAAGUAAGGACUUCUGAGCCCACUCCGCUUUCACAAUAAACCAUGGUUAAACUCGCAUUAAACCAUGGUUUUAAGCAUUAACUAUGGCUAUGUGCAGGGACGCAGGUGGCGCUGUGGUCUAAACCACAGAGCCUAGGGCUUGCUGAUCAGAAGGUUGGCAGUUCGAAUCCCUGCGAUGGGAUGAGCUCCCAUUGUUCGGUCCCAGCUCCUGCCCACCUAGCAGUUCGAAAGCAUGUCAAGUGCAAGUAGCUAAAUAGGUACUGCUCCAGCGGGAAGGUAAAAGGCGUUUCUGUGCGCUGCUCUGGUUUGCCAGAAGCGGCUUAGUCACGCUGGGCACAUGACCCGGAAGCUGUACGCCGGCUGCAAGCCUGAACUGCUGGUGUACAAAUGCAUUUUUAUCUAGAAGGAACAGACCUUUUACUUUGCUCAUUGAUUCAGACCUGUCUCACUCUCUUUCUUUUUUUAAUGUAAAAGCUCAGCCUGAAUGUUCUUUGAAGUAAUUGUUCUAGUCUAGAAGUUGCAUCUGGGCUACUGUUUCCCAAGUGACUAUGAAGCUAGAAAUGCAUGUUCUGCACAUGGGAUAUUGUUGGUGAGCUGUUUUGGUAAAUUACCCUGGUCUCUUGCUGUUUCUCAGGCUCGCUGGUGGCCUCCCUCCUUAUGCCCCAGCCUACUCGUCCUGGUUACACUGCUGGAGCCAGCUACAGGGGGAGGUAUGUCUGUCUUGUCUGCCCUUUCAUUAGAGGACCAUAGCAUCUUGCCCUUGAUGUGGGUGGGAGAGGAAAUUGGCAAUACAGAGUCCCCCUUUCCAAUUCUUCCAGGGGUUUUGGCCGUUGGGUGUACCAGCCUCCCAAGCAAGGAUGCCAGACCAAGAUCUCACUGUGUGGCUUGGGGUGCCCUCACAGCAUUCCAGCUGCCACACCAAGUGUUGAUGUUCCAGGGUGGGCAAGCUUCAUCUCUUGGGGCUUAGUUUUAUGGUUGGGAGAGCCUUGAAAUAGGGAGCUGUCUCCAAGCUCUUUCUUUCUUCAGGAAAGAAGAGAGAAAGAGAGACUCUGCCCCCACUCCAAUUAAAACAGAUUGCCCCUGACAGAAUUUGACCCUCAAUGGGGGGGGGACCCCUCUGUAUUUGUUGCUGGCAAGAUGCUGGACCUCUGUCCCCAAAGUCUCAGUCUCUAUUCACAUUCCCUCUCAUGCCUCCUUUUUCCUCGUGUUUUCAGGGUAACAUGAGCAGAGGGAACAGCCUGUUUUUCCGGAAGGUGCCUGCAGGGAAGCGGUAUGUGUGGGAAGAGAAGAGAUUUCACUGAGCCCUGGGCCUCUUGCGGCCGCUCCAGAUGCACAGAAUGAUGGCAGUGUGUUGAUUUCUAUACAGUUUUUUAAAAAAGAAAAAUAAUCAAAUUAAUCUUGGGCAAUGGACCUGGCUGUGAGCAUGACUUAAUGACAAGUGUGAUGGGGGGAGUUUCAUUUCCGUCUCUCAGAUCGGUGGAAGGCAGCAGGGGCAAGGAUGACAGGAAAGCUACCCCUGUCAGAGGAAGAAAAAAAAAAGACGGCUUACACUGUUGGGAAUGUGGAGAGUUCUUUUCCUUUUCCCGAGAGCACUGAUGUCUGUGUUGAUGGGAAUGCUAUCUUUCUCCCCAGCUCCUACCUUCUGAUGGUACCAUCCCAGGACUACUGUGGGUUGCUGGGGGAAAGUGGACCAAUAUUUUUUUUCCUCCUGUCCCCAGACAGUACAGUUCUUAGCCUUCUCCCCUUCAAACAUUUUGUUAUAUUCAGGCAUGAAAAGAUUGCCGGCAAAUUGCUAGCCCUGCUUUGCUGUGCAGGGAGUUAAGCAUUAUGGAAGCUGUGGUGGGCAAAUCAAGCAUGUAUGCUGUCACCAAGCAGAUCUGGAGUGUGCCUCUAAAUUUCCUUGGCAACACUCUUGUGAUAGCCACCACGGAGAAUGUUGCUUGAAAUGGUUCCACACUGCCAUUGCAUGGGGGGGGGUGUUUCAGGGCAGAUGCUCACUAUGUGGAUUAGGCAGGCUUCCUCCCCUUACCCAGUCAAGCCACUGCAAGCAGUCAGAUAUGUGGUGGAAAUGACCCAGUCUGGCCAUUAAGAGGUGGUGUGCACAAGGCUCCCACACAGUGACAGCUGCCAUAUCGUGAUCCAAAUUGGCCUCUCUGGUCACAGUAAUUUGUGAAUCGGGCCUCCACAGCCGAAAUGUUGGGGCACUCUGAGGAACAAGUCCCUGCAUCUCAUCUGCUACUGUUUCAGGGGUUCUGAACAAACUGGGGGGGGCGGGGAAUAGAAAGCAACUGUCUUCUGAAAGUGUUUUUCCAAGAGGAUUGAAAUGUGUCAAAUGCAGUCUAUUGGCCAUAAGAGGCUCUAGAAGAGGUGAGUUCUUAUGUGUCUGUGCCUAGCAAAAUUGCUCUUUGAAAGCAUGACCGUGAAACCACUGGCAGUGCGGAAUGUGACGUGUUAACUCAGUAUGCUAUUAGGAAAGUCUCUAUUAGCAUUCUUUGUUAAUAAAGUUGUAGACAGUGUAACCAGAAGGCAUAAUUCCUGUAGGCUUUUGUUCUCGUACAAACCAGCCAGCUAAGGCAGAAGAGGGUGAGGUUAGCCCCCUGUCCUCAUUCCUGUACGAUCUGUGCUACUCGCUCUUGGACCUUCCAUGAUUUCACAAAACAAGCACGGUUGCUGCUACUCACGUCACAUUACCAUCUCCAAAAAGAAAUGCUGGGUUUGUGAGGGACGGAGGUGGCGGUUUGCCAUAUUUGUCUACUGCCUAAAGAUGUAGCUUUUAGACAGGGGUGUUUUGUACACUCAUUUGCAAACUAUAAAAGGGGGUUACAUUUCCAGCCACAUUUUUCUUCUUUCUUAGCUCUCAUCUUACACUCACUCUAGAUGGCAUUUAGGGGCUUGUUGGUUUGUGGAUUGGAGCAAGGCCGCCAUUUCUUGGAGGAUGAAUGGAUCGAACUGCACUAGUAUGUGACCAAAUAGAUAAUAAUGAAUAUGAAUUAGGGUGAUGAACAUAGGUGAACAUAAUGUCAUGAAAUGCAAAAGCAGCUGCAUAUCCACUAUGCUGGUGGGGCCAGUAGUACAGGUAAGAUACUUACAUUUCUAAGAGCCUAAAUUGGCCUUCAUCAAUAUGGUACCCACCAGAUAUUUUGGACUACAGCUCACAUCAUCACUGAUUAUUAGUCAUGCUAGCUGGGGUGGAUGGGAGUUGUGCCCUUCAGAUGUUUUUGGAUCUGGAGUAAGAAACACCUUGUCUAAAUGGAUAAAGAGGAUAGGAGUGAAGAUGAUGCAGAGAAUUGCCCACAAGCACUAAGAGUACGCACACACACCUGUGCAAUUUUCCAGUAAACUAUUAACAUUGUACCAGACAAUGUGUGUCUUCCCCCAAGCUUAGGUAGGACCUCUUGUUCUUGGCUCCUAGAACAGCUAAAUGCAUUUUUACAGGGUUGUUGGGUGGGUUUGUGGGGGGUUUUUAAUGCCCCAGAUAAUACUUUGUACUUGCUCAAAUGUAGCUAUUUUAUUCCUUGGUAUCAGUAAAGUUUGAGUUGUUAUUUGAAGCUGUCAUUCAGCAAUGAUGAACAGGUAUGAGAAAUGGGCUCCCAACAGUAGCCCUUGUGGUAUACUGCUGGAAGUGCACUCUUGCGUUGAAUACUAGAAGCUAUGGGAAGAAUUGAGCUUCACACUCUUCUGUCACUCUUUCUACUUGCCAGACAGACCAAUCUCUCCUCUCCUCCCACCACAUGCUGUUCUUGGGGUUCUCUCAACACCUCCCACCCUAUGAGCCAAUUUCAGGGGGCAUAUGGCACGAGAAGAAAGCCCUAUUGUGCUAGCAGAACUCCUGUGUGGGCUUCUUCUGAUGGGGGACCAGUUCGUUGACUCUGGCCCUAUGUAUCUUCUGCUGGUACUCAGGCCAAACAGUGUGCAUUUUACAAAUGUGAUAUAAUUUAAUUGGAAUUUUCUGGUGUUAAAGUCAAAUAUUGUAUAGCACAUGCCUUAACAGUUGUCUGCAGCGAUUGCACAUAGCUUCUCCCAAUACUUCAUUUAAGGUUUUGUUUACAGACAUUAUCAUUUCUAUUACUUUACUGAGCCUCUACAAGAGGUCUACAUAAAUGUUUUGUCAGGGUAUAAACAGGGAGCAGUACUGCUAGGUUAGCCAACUGGAGGCUUCAAACCUGUCAAAAGUUCUCAGACUUCCUCUGGUGGCCCAGCAACCCUGGGAUGCAACUCUUCCGGGAGCACAGAUGGAAUCGGUGAAAAUCAAAUCUAUCCUUCAUCUGCUGGCUAUUUGUUUGAGGUCUGGAUCUAAUCGGUGUUAGCUGGAAAGGUAUUGAUUCAGCUUAGAUGUUAACUGUAGGGCCAAUGUGCUUGUGUCCAGAUUAUUAAAUGUGAACCUAGUUCUUGAAACUUCAUGCAACUUAAAAUAUAUAUAUAUAGGAAUUUUCUCAUUUAAACCAUCUGUUUCUGCUACCACUGGUUUGUUUUUUACUGACAGAGCUUUUGAAUAGCCUGUCACAGCAGAGAAAUGGGUGUAUGCAGGUCGUAGGACAGAAAACAACUAGUAAAGUUGGCUUCAAGGCAUUGUAGGGCUCUCUGCAUUGAUGUGUUGUUUUCCAGGACAUCACCAUAGACUGGGUAAUUGAGGCUUCGUAGCUUCCUGCCUAGUGCUGCUAUCACCAGCUGAAUGUAGCCUUUGCCACGGUGUGCUGGCAUGGUGUAAGCAUGGGUCAGGCACCCAAAUUGAUCCAGCAGGACCCAAGAGAUAGGACAUCCUCCAGCAUCCAGAAGGCAACU
Podarcis lilfordi (Lilford's wall lizard) is the source of this 17298-nucleotide messenger RNA. Lineage: Eukaryota; Metazoa; Chordata; Lepidosauria; Squamata; Lacertidae. The record is from the annotation of a GenBank genome assembly.